CAGAGGGGAAAGGAGGCGGAAGAAGUGGAAGAAGUGCUCUGCUCCUGGACUAAACUCUUUUCACCUCUCCUUGCUUCUCCAGUGAGCUGCUGCUAAGAUCUCCUUUUGAUCUCUGCACCUGUUGCAACUCAUCAGCCAGGUGAAGGGGAUUAUAUCUCUCUCAGCCAUUACUUUUUCAGCUGUCGUUCCAGGAGAGCUGUGGAUCUCAUUUAGUUAAAUUGCAGGACAAUUGGACUGCUCUGCCUCCCUCUUCCUCCCUCCCUCACUAUUUUCUUCUCUCUGUGUCCAGCCCUGCCUCAUGCUCUGAGUGAGUCUGUGUCUGGCUGUGGCUUGGAGCUCCAGAAUCUUCCUCACCGGAGAGAAGGCAUGGAACACUAGAGUAGAAAACUGAGAGGUAGAAUUCUGUGAUAUAAUUCAGAUAUAGAACACUUCGGUAGAAUUUCUGAGUAGCUUUCUGAGCUGGAACUUCUAGCAAGAUUUUGGGAAAUCUGAACUAGAAUACAGAGCUGGAAUACUUAAUCGGAACACUGAGCUGGAACUUUUCAGUGGAACAUUGAGGUAGAAUCCUGAGGCAGGUAGAGUAAGGAGGAUGGGAGGUCAUACUGCAGUGGUGUGUUUGGUUCUGCUGGCCCUAUUCUGUGUGCUACUGCCCAGAGCAGGGGAGAGUGCAGGAGGCAUUGUCUCUUUAGGCCAGGCUGUAGAGGAGAUAGGGAUGGAGGCCCUAUAUAGACAGGAGUCCCAGGAUGAACCAGUUAAAGAAGAGGAUCUCACAGAGACACAAAGCCAGACUAGCAAGGAAAAGAGAGCCACAGAGGAGGAUGCCCUACCAGCCAGGGUCAGGAGAGCCGAAGAGGAAGAGGAGGGCAAAGGGGAUAAAAAGAAGGGCAAGAAAGACAAGAAAGACAAGAAAGACAAGAAAGACAAGAAGAACAAGGAGCCCAAAGUGCCCAAGGCCACCAAGAAGCCUAAAGCAGACAAAAAGCCAAAGAAGGGCAAAGAAAAGGAGCCACGGACAGAAGCACCUACAACUCCACCACCCACAACUACCACACUACCACCUACAACUACCACACCACCACCUACAACUACUACAGAGGUGUACACAGAAGCAGCUCCCACAGAACCUGACCCAUACCCAGACUACCCCUACCCAGACAACGAGGAUGACUACUGGAAGCCAGAUGAGGAGGAGCCCGCAGGCCCAGUGGUCGACCCAGAAGAUGACUAUUGGAAGGGAGAGGACCCAAUGGCCACGCCCCCCACUCCUGUGGUGGAUGGAAAGGUGGACAAGGGAGACGAGGACUACUGGGACGCCAGAUACGAGGUGCCCGAGAAUCUUCCUUUCCCUGAUGGUAAAGAGGUCGUCCCCACAGAGAAAGAUGACUGGAGCUACGCUGUUACAGAGGAGCUUGUUACACCACCACCCACCUAUGAAAGCCCAUGGUACGAGGAGUAUGACUACGGCCAUAGUGGUGGACAGACGAAAAAACAGGAGGAGAGAGAGAACCAAAGGAAAGAAAAGGAGAGAGAGGAUAGAGAGAGAGCUCAGCAGAGGAGGGAAGAGGAAGAGAGGGCCAAAGCCAAGAAGAGGCCACACGUAUUCAAGGAACCCAAAAAGUGUCCUCCCCUGGGUAUGGAGUCUCAUAGGAUAGAAUCAGACCAGCUGCUGGCCUCCUCCAUGUCUCACUACCGCUACAGCCAAGCCAGGGCACGACUCAACAUACAGGCUUCGGAUGAUGAGGAGGACAUGCAUGGUGGGGCGUGGUGUCCUAACCCAGAGGACAAUAUUCACUGGUUUGAGAUGGACGCUCGCAGAGCAACAGAGUUUACUGGGAUCAUAACACAGGGACGAGACUCACGCAACGAGAUUGACUUUGUGACAUCGUACUACGUGCAAUUCAGUAAUGACAGCAGAGAAUGGAAAACCGUCCAUGACGGUUACUCUGACUGGGUGAGUCUGUCAGCCUCGCUGCUUCAAAUGUACUUUGGUCCCAGGGUUCACUCUCAUGCUCUUUUUAUGGGGCACAAAAGUUCACCAUGUCAAAUAUAUUUGUCUCUCCCUCUC
This is a messenger RNA of Salmo salar (Atlantic salmon), 2065 nucleotides long. The record is from RefSeq and is a predicted model, not a curated record. NCBI's taxonomy places the organism in Eukaryota, Metazoa, Chordata, Actinopteri, Salmoniformes, Salmonidae.